Suhomyces tanzawaensis NRRL Y-17324 is the source of this 582-nucleotide messenger RNA. RefSeq lists its product as uncharacterized. Lineage: Eukaryota; Fungi; Ascomycota; Pichiomycetes; Serinales; Debaryomycetaceae. Gene Ontology annotation, biological process: mitochondrial respiratory chain complex I assembly. Gene Ontology annotation, cellular component: membrane. The coding region runs from base 1 to 582 and encodes 193 amino acids. The transcript has a single exon. The record is from RefSeq and is a predicted model, not a curated record.
AUGGAUCCCCUCAAGAACAAGUACACCUACUUCCAGCGACUCCGGCACCAGUGGCAGCGCCGCAGGGACAUCCCGUUCCGCAAAAAGUUCUUCGUAGGCUACGACCUCCACGGCAACACCUACUGGGAGUUCACCAUCGAUGGCAACAUGCAAAGACUCCGCAGAAAGCUCGAGCCCUACAAGACGUUGUUGUUCCAGGCCGACUACUUUGGCACCGUGCCGCCCCAGUGGUUGCAGUGGUUGCGCAGAACCAGGAACACGCCUCCUACUUUGGAGGAGUUGAUAAAUGACCAGAUCCGUCAGCAAAAGAUCAAGAUCUUGGCCCAGAACGCCGACGAAAAAUGGACCCUGGAGAAGCUCCGCUUGGAGAGGGAGCAACAGCUCAAGUUGCAGGCGGAACUCGACCGUGUGGAGCAAGAGAACCAGGCGUUUGCCAGCAAAUACAACAAAGAGACCGAUCCGUGGAAACAGGCUGACCAGAAGGAAGACCAGACUAAUUUAGCAUCCGAUCCAUGGAAACAGGCUGACCAGACGAAAGACGUGGACCCCAUAGAAUCUGCUGCUUUGAAGCCAAGAAAGUAG